This is a messenger RNA of Perkinsus marinus ATCC 50983, 771 nucleotides long. Its product is annotated as t24f1.1 protein, putative. NCBI's taxonomy places the organism in Eukaryota, Perkinsozoa, Perkinsida, Perkinsidae. The transcript is spliced from 8 exons. Gene Ontology annotation, cellular component: nucleus; lysosome; Gtr1-Gtr2 GTPase complex. Gene Ontology annotation, biological process: positive regulation of TOR signaling; cellular response to amino acid stimulus; regulation of autophagy. Gene Ontology annotation, molecular function: GTPase activity; GTP binding. Bases 1 to 771 code for a protein of 256 amino acids. The record is from RefSeq and is a predicted model, not a curated record.
AUGAACAAUCUCAGUGCAAGCUCGAGUGGAAAGGAGGAGACUGCGAAGGUCUUGUUGAUGGGAAGAGCAGGAGCAGGAAAGACCAGCAUGCGGUCCAUCAUUUUCGCAAAUUACCUUGCUCGGGAGACCACUAGGUUGCAUCCGACAAACCAAGUGGAGCACAGUCAUCUGAGGUUCCUCGGCAAUAUGACCUUGUCCUUGUGGGACUGCGGAGGACAGGACGUCUUCAUGGAGAACUACUUCGAGAGCCAGAAGGACCACAUUUUCCGCAAUGUAGUGCGUGUGAUGAUAUAUGUUGUUGCUCUCGCUGGUAACGACCAAAGAGAUGCCGAACAGCAGAAGGAAAUCACCUACUUCAAGAACUCUAUGGAGUCUCUGCGGUCCCUAUCCAAGAGUGCUCAUGUUUACGUCCUUCUCCACAAGUUCGACCUCGUGCCGGAGAACGAGCGGGAGGCUCGCUUCAAAUAUUACUCCGAGCUGCUCUCGCCGUAUUUCGCUGGUAUGACCACUCAGAUCUUCCAGACCAGCAUCUGGGACGAGACACUCUAUCGAGCUUGGUCGGAGAUCGCUCAUUCGCUGAUACCCAACAUGGACGAGCUGCAGAGAGAGCUGGCCAAUUUCGCAAGUGCUGUGGAGGCUGACGAGGUGGUCUUGUUUGAGAAGUCUACCUUCCUGGUCAUUGCCAAUCACACCACGAAGCAGAUGGCCGACCCGCAUCGGUUCGAGAAGAUAUCAAAUAUUGUGAAGCAGUUCAAACUGAGCGUCAAGUGA